AUGGCGAUUGCUUGCUUUGACCAGUUUGAAGGGCUGCUGGAGCUGGCCAAACCCGCUUUGGAGGCACUCACGCCGCGCCGGCUCAAGAGCAUCACCACCCCGAAGGUCAAUCCCGCUGUGGUUGUGCCUGCGACCGUAGUCUGCCGUGCCAAAGGUGAUGGGGUUCCAGCAGGCUUGCUGUGUCGAGUAUCUGUGCAGGGCGAGCUCUUGAUGUUGGGAUGCCACAGGAGAUGGCAGCCGUUCAGUGCGGAGCGCGCAGUGCAGUUCAGUGCCCCUUCAAUGGUGCGAGGUCUUUUUCUCUGGAGGGUUCUACGAGGAAGUCUGGCCAUUGAUCCGGAAGUCGUCGCAGGAUCAGAAGUUGGUCAUUUGGAACUAUGA
Molecule: messenger RNA, 378 nt
Organism: Durusdinium trenchii
Lineage: Eukaryota; Dinophyceae; Suessiales; Symbiodiniaceae
Source: the annotation of a GenBank genome assembly